Nicotiana tabacum (common tobacco) is the source of this 321-nucleotide messenger RNA. The record is from RefSeq and is a predicted model, not a curated record. Lineage: Eukaryota; Viridiplantae; Streptophyta; Magnoliopsida; Solanales; Solanaceae.
AUGGGAUUGUGUGUAAGCAAAGAGUCAUCCACCGAAAAAAAGGAGGUCAACAUAAAGAAAGGCCAGAAAAAGUAUGUUUAUUCCACAAGAAAAGGUACUAGCCGCUCAUGGAAUGGCACAGGCAAUGAUACUACUGGAACUAUGUUUACUGUAGGAACUCUAGGUAGUACUGGUGAUGACGGCGGUUGCGGUGGUCAUCUCGGUGGCGGUGGGGGCUGCGGUGGAGGCGGUGGAGGUUGCGGUGGAGGCGGUGGUUGCGGUGGUGGCGGCGGUUGCGGUGGUGGUGGCGGCUGCGGAGGCGGUGGUUGUGGAGGAUGCUAG